Molecule: messenger RNA, 594 nt
Organism: Triticum aestivum (bread wheat)
Lineage: Eukaryota; Viridiplantae; Streptophyta; Magnoliopsida; Poales; Poaceae
Product: high-affinity nitrate transporter 2.1-like
Exons: 1
Coding region: 1-594 (197 amino acids)
Molecular function (GO): nitrate transmembrane transporter activity
Source: RefSeq, a predicted model, not a curated record
AUGGGAGGUUACCUCUCCGACCUUGGCGCUCGCUACUUCGGCAUGCGUGCCCGUCUUUGGAACAUUUGGAUCCUCCAGACAGCCGGUGGAGUCUUCUGCAUCUGUCUUGGUCGUGCAUCCAGUCUCCCCACCUCCGUCACAUGCAUGGUCCUCUACUCCAUUUGCGUCGAGGCUGCAUGCGGCGCAGUCUAUGGUGUCAUCCCCUUCGUCUCCAGGCGCUCCCUUGGGCUCAUCUCUGGCAUGAGCGGUGCUGGUGGUAAUGUCGGUGGCGGCCUCACACAAUUCCUCUUCUUCACAUCAUCCCAGUACACCACAGGCAAAGGACUCCAGUAUAUGGGCAUCAUGAUCAUGGUGUGCACGCUUCCUGUCGCGCUCGUUCACUUCCCACAGUGGGGCUCAAUGCUCCUCCCUCCUAGCGCCGAUGCCACCGAGGAGGAGUACUAUGGUGCCGAAUGGACCGAGGAAGAGAAGAGCAAGGGCCUCCACAUCGCCGGCCAAAAGUUCGCCGAGAAUAGCAUCUCUGAGCGUGGCAAACGCAAUGCCAUCCUCGCCGUACCUUCCAGCCCACCAAACAACACGCCCCAGCACGUAUAA